This is a messenger RNA of Rhinolophus ferrumequinum (greater horseshoe bat), 548 nucleotides long. It is a transcript of the gene G0S2, whose product is annotated as G0/G1 switch 2. The transcript is spliced from 2 exons. The record is from RefSeq and is a predicted model, not a curated record. Gene Ontology annotation, cellular component: mitochondrion. Lineage: Eukaryota; Metazoa; Chordata; Mammalia; Chiroptera; Rhinolophidae. Gene Ontology annotation, biological process: positive regulation of extrinsic apoptotic signaling pathway. The coding region runs from base 169 to 480 and encodes 103 amino acids.
GUGCCAGCUGCGGAGUCUUCUUCACCUGAAAGAGCCGCAACUGCCCAGAAGGAGAAGAACGCAGAGCUGGCCGGACCGACGGACGCGCUCUCCAUCCCCCAGUUCGCGCUGCCUCGAGGAGCUCCCUGCGUCGCUCAGGUCCCUCCGGCCCGAGAGCCCAGGUCUGGAAUGGAAAUGGUGCAGGAACUGAUUCCUCUGGCCAAGGAGAUGAUGACCCAGAAGCCCAACCGGAAACUGGUGAAGCUGUACGUGCUGGGCAGCGUGCUGGCUUUCUUCGGCGUGGUACUCAUCCUGGUGGAGACUGUGUGCAGCCCCUUCACGGCCUCCAGCCGCCUGCGGGAAGAGGAGGCAGCGGUGGCCGAGCUGCGGGCUGCCCGGGAGCGCCAGGCCCUCCGGACACAGACCCGGCUGGAGAAAGGCAAGCAGCAUGAGGCCGCCCUCUGCAGCCGGGCUCUCUCCAAGCGGCAGCAAGGCUCCUAGGAACUGUGGGAGGCCAGCAAAGGGAGGGGGAGAGGAGAGAGAGAGAGAAGUAAAGAAAGAAAAAGAGA